Messenger RNA from Aureobasidium musti, 726 nucleotides. The record is from the annotation of a GenBank genome assembly. NCBI's taxonomy places the organism in Eukaryota, Fungi, Ascomycota, Dothideomycetes, Dothideales, Saccotheciaceae.
AUGUCGUCGACCGUCAUUGUCCUGCCCGGCCAGGAGCUGUCGCCAGACCAGCUGCCUUCUCAGAACACGACCCGCACAUUGACUCUUGGUCCCGGUCUGCGACACAUCCCGCCCGUCACCAUUGUCGCAACUCAAGCUGGAGAACUAUGUACCGACUCAAAGAAGAAUGCCAUCUGGAUUGAGAAUCUCGGAGGUCGCUACCUACCUCACACCGGAGAUCUUGUUGUUGCCAUGGUCCAACGCUCCUCCACCGAUACAUACCACUGUACCUUGACGCCGCAUACUCCAUCCGUCCUGCUCGGUCAGCUCGCUUUCGAAGGCGCCACCAAGAAGACAAGACCCCAACUCAACCCCGGAGCUCUCGUAUACGCUCGCGUCUCAAAAGCCGACAAGUGGAGUGAUGUCGAGAUCGAAUGUGUCAACCCUGCUACCGGAAAGUCUGACGGUCUUGGUCCACUAAAGGCUGGCAUGCUGUUCGACGUCUCGCCCGCAUUCGCGCGUCGCUUAAUGAUGGGUGCCGGAAAGGGUGGUGUUGUGCUGCUUGAAGAGAUUGGCGAGAAGGUCAGAUUCGAGGUUGCUGUUGGCAGAAACGGANAGGUCUGGGUCGACAGCUCAACCAUCGCAGAGACUGUCGCCAUUGGAAGAUGCUUGACCGAGACCGACGAGAAGGACUUGGACGUUCAAGCACAGAAGAAGCUCGUCAACAAGAUGGUCAAGACUGUCUGA